GACCGAGUUAUCACUCCUUGUCACACGAAGUUGGUGAAACUGUUUCGCGACUUUUGACUGAAAGUUGUCGAUACUAACACAUGACGAUCACUAAAAAAUAAUAGUUGCAAGACAACUCUUCACUCAAAACCCUUUCUUAACCCAAAAUCCAUCAUUAUUUCCAUGAGUGAGUACCACAAAACCUCAUCCUUCAAAAUGCGGACGAGAAAUCCAAUGGGAAUGUCCCCAGAGACGAACAGAACUCCGAAGGGUAUCCGGAAGAUUCUGGGAACAGAUAUGAAACGUUUGAAAGAAGCCUGGGAGUGGACGAUCGAGGACUUUAGCCAGUUGACAGAAGAGCCUGGGGAGAGCAUUCAGUCUUCAUUAUUCGCGACAGGAGCUGAUAACAAAGACAAGUGGUAUCUGGACCUGUAUCCCAGCGGGAGAGACAGAGAAUGUAGUGAAUACUUCUCCCUGUACCUCAUGCUGAAGACAACAAGAAAUACAGAGGUGCAGCUACACCUGCAGCUGUCAAUCGUCAAGGCGGGAACAAAGGAGAAGAUUGGAAUGAAGGGGGCACAGAGAAAAUUCAGGAGUGGAAUGUCAGUGGGCUGGAGGCACUUCAUAAAACGAAAUCACGUAUUAUCCAACGCUGGGGACCUCCUGACCAACGACGAGCUGAGGAUCUCCUGUGAGUUCGAUUAUGAGAUAAAAUCAGGAGAGAAUUGCAGUGAAAUCACAUCGAGGGACUCACAAGUGGUGAAGGACUUGUGGUUGUGCUUUGAACAGUCGAAAUUCACUGAUUGUUCCAUAACCGUUGAGACGAAGAUUUUUCACACGCACAAAAUGAUCCUGGCUGCUCGUAGCCCCAUCCUUUGCCAGAUGAUCGAUGAAUCUAAAGAGAAAAAGGAAUUGGUUAAAGUUCCCGUUCACCUGCAGCUGGAAGGAAUCAGUGCAGAGAUCCUCAGGAGAAUGCUGCAAUUUAUAUACACUGGGGGCGUCAAGAAUAUCGAGGUAAUGACUGACGAGCUGAUGGCUGCUGCCGACAAGUUCAGCCUCAUCGAGCUCAAGGCCAUGUGCGAGGCAACUCUUUUCGAAAGACUCACAGUCAAAAAUGCUGCUGAAACCCUCAUAAAAGCUCACAAGUGUCACGCCAAAGACCUCAAGGCUCAGGUCAUUGGGUUCAUAAAUAAUCAUCUCGUGGAGAUCGUUGAGUCUACUGGAUAUAAACACCUGGAGGAGAACCACACAGAACUCCUGCGGGAUCUUCUUAGAGGCCAGGUGACUGAAGUUAAGGAGAAGGUCACUGAAAUGGAGGGAGGAUCGACUAGUGGUCAGUGACGACGGAAUUGUCGUCCAUGUCUGUUCUUACCCUAACAGAUCCAAUAUACAGUUAACCUGGCCGAAAUUAGGUUUUUUAUUAUUAGGUACUAUUUCUUCAUUCUCAGUAAUUAUUUCCAUUGUAUUUGCGUGACUUAGAAAAUCAUUAAAGCCAUGGAUAACAAUGUUCCGAUUCUGUUUGUCCUGGUGUGAUGAUAAUAAUUGUGUAUUGAAGCUAGAUGUAAGAAUUCUUAUAAGAUCUGAUAAAGUAUAUUAUGAAUCCAAGGAAUUGAUUUCCUUUACAUGGCUUAUUGUUAACAUUUAUGAAAAAUGUAUUUUCAGAUAAUGAUAAUAAAUAUGAGGAUUGUGAAUU
This is a messenger RNA of Fopius arisanus, 1672 nucleotides long. RefSeq names its product speckle-type POZ protein-like. The transcript has a single exon. Lineage: Eukaryota; Metazoa; Arthropoda; Insecta; Hymenoptera; Braconidae. The coding region runs from base 163 to 1320 and encodes 385 amino acids. Gene Ontology annotation, molecular function: ubiquitin protein ligase binding. The record is from RefSeq and is a predicted model, not a curated record. Gene Ontology annotation, cellular component: cytoplasm; nucleus. Gene Ontology annotation, biological process: proteasome-mediated ubiquitin-dependent protein catabolic process; regulation of proteolysis.